AUGGAGUUGGGCAUCGACCCAAAGAAGGUCCCCUACUGGUUCGUGGAAUGCUGUGAAUCGGAUGGAUACGAUACCGACGCGCUGGUGGUGCUGGCGAGAACUGCGCCUCUGUCCCCGGGCGAGUCCACCACCUCUUCACCUGGUUUCGAGUUAGUUGGGGACACGAAUGUGCACUCCGCACGAGACGAGUGGGUUCUGGACAAGUGGCCACUCGGCUUUAUGUUUCUGGAGAGCAACUGGAACCCUCACAAGUGGAAGUUUCCUCCUGUGUCGAUCGGCAUCAACGGCGGCGCAGGAUGUGGAUGUACGAACUGCUCCUUCGACGGCGACUGCGGCAACGCGCUUAAUGAGAGCAAAGCGCUGGCAAUUAGCCGCAAUACUCGAACGGGAAUGCGAGGGAUCACUGCAACUGCACCAAUCCCUGCGGGUGAGAUCAUUGGGGAGUACUUGGGCGAGCUGGAUAUCUUCGGACCUCCCUGUAAGUACGGACCAGUCAACGAGGGUUAUCGCAUGCACUUGUAG
Phytophthora nicotianae INRA-310 is the source of this 522-nucleotide messenger RNA. RefSeq lists its product as hypothetical. The coding region runs from base 1 to 522 and encodes 173 amino acids. The record is from RefSeq and is a predicted model, not a curated record. The transcript is spliced from 3 exons. Lineage: Eukaryota; Oomycota; Peronosporomycetes; Peronosporales; Peronosporaceae.